UUAGAAGGACAAACGUGAAACCGUCAGAACAAUGUCAAGUGGUGAUCAUAAUCAUGUUUCUGCUCAUGACAAUGCUGUAUUGAACAGAAUAUUCAAUCCCAAUUUACCAUACGGCGAUGUUGUGGACGAAGAAGAAGUGGAGAAUGAAACUGAGGAAGAAACUGAUGAAAUUAAAGUCUCAAAGCAACUAGAAAUUGAAGGGGUCCAAGCAGCUGAGAGUGGGGACAUAGAGACAGCAUUAAAUUCAUUCUCCAGGGCCAUUCAAAACACCCCUCAAAGGGCCUCAGGUUAUAAUAAUCGUGCACAGGCUCUCCGGCUUAAGGGAGAUGUCCAGGGUGCUCUAGAGGAUUUGAACACUGCUAUAACACUAAGCUGUGGUGUUGGUUCCGUGGCCUGCCAGGCAUACACUCAGCGGGGCCUUAUCUACAAACUGGAAGGUGAGGAUGAGAAGUCUUUAGAAGACUUCAAGCAUGCAAGCAGAUUGGGUGGUCAGUUUGCCAAACAGCAAGUUGUUGCCAUGAAUCCAUAUGCAGCGCUGUGUAACCAGAUGCUCUGUGAAGUAAUGCAGAAAGUUCGUAAUGGAGAGGUUUAGCAUGGACAUCUUUCCAUAUCAAGAUUUUAUUUUAAGCGUCCUGAAUUAUUCAGUGUCAGAUCUGUUUUCAACAGUUGUUCACCAUUGUUCUCUGUCAUCUUUCAUGCAAAAACUUUUCAUAUUUCUAAACAUCUGAACUAAAACCAAAGCAACCAAAUCAUUACCACAAUGUAUCCUUGGAUGAUGGACAUAAAGACUAUGCCUCUUUCCAAAGGGGGAAAAUUUGUAUAUAUCAUGAUUAUGUACUGUAAAUUACUUUUUAUUCGCGAGAACUUUAUUUUCGCAUAAUUACGCGAGAUGGUAUGCUCGCGAAAAUUUCAUUCUCGCGUAUAAUAGAAUUCCUGAAGAUUAUGUAGAGCUAUGACCACAAUUCAUGAAAAAUUUGUCUCGUUAAUAAAGAGUCAUUGACAAUCUCGCGAAAAUAAGGUGUCGCGAAAAUUCAGUGAUCUACAGUAUUGUGUGUCAUUUUAAUCACCGAAGCAGAAUAGAUAUAAAUUUAUUAGCCUUCUCCUCUCUCCCUUUACUGAAAUUAUGACAUACACAAAUGUAAAAGGAGUCGAAGUUUUUACAUGAAUGUCUACAGGAAAAAUUCUUUAUUUUAUUUUCCUUUAGCGGACAUACAUACAAUGCUGUGAAUUGUUUUGUUAAUUUUAUAUACAGUCUUCACAUUGCAAUGUACAUUGAAGAAUGAAUGUAUUUUUUAAAUAAUUAUAUUUUAUGAUUAAAUUCAUACCCAUUUUUCCACAAAAAGCUACAUGUAUUGAAAAUAUUUUC
Messenger RNA from Saccostrea cuccullata (small rock oyster), 1366 nucleotides. Its product is annotated as tetratricopeptide repeat protein 36-like. Gene Ontology annotation, biological process: cilium assembly. Gene Ontology annotation, molecular function: protein binding. The coding region runs from base 32 to 592 and encodes 186 amino acids. Lineage: Eukaryota; Metazoa; Mollusca; Bivalvia; Ostreida; Ostreidae. The record is from RefSeq and is a predicted model, not a curated record. The transcript is spliced from 4 exons.